UCCUCAGGGAAGGAGGAGGUAUAAGACUUAUAAGCAAGCAUUGUUUGGCUUUUGUGGCAGAGCAGAAACAAUGGCGCAGAAUGGUACCAGUCUCCAAAAGGAUGUUGACACAAAGCCAGAAGAAACCACAGAGAAUGUUGUUGAAGACUCAAAGCCAGAAGAAACCAAGAAUGGCGUUGAAGACUCAAAGCCAGAAGAAACCGCAGAGAAUGGUGUUGAAGACUCAAAGGAGACGAAUGCAAGCCCGCAAAAUUCCAGUGGUGUGCGCACAAUGGCAAAGUCCUCUGUGCCAGCCAAGAACCAAGGCUUUAUUAAGUCUCUCCUCAUAAGGAUCUCUCGCAUCUGGCCUUUGAAAUAUGUGUUUGUAAUGCUGAGAAAAAUUGCAGCCUUUGCUGGCUUCCCUGAAGUGGAAAGUAUUGGUAUUGCUGAUCAGAUGCAGUCUCCCAGAAGACGUUUCUUGAGUGGCAAAAAGAGAAUUGGGCGCUUGGCUAGACUUAUUCUUUUGCUCACUCCAUACAGACUACAGUGUGCCUUGGGGUAUCAUGCUGCAGAAAAUAUAGGAAAUGCUGAAGUCUCUGAUGAGAUUAGGAAAUCUCCUUUAAAGCCACAUGGGAAAGGGAGCAAGCGAAAACAAGAUGACAUUGAGGUCGAAGAGGAGUAUCACAGUUGGGUAACCUUUAUGGCUGAAGACCUACCAGAUGAGGAUCAAGAGGAUGACCCUACAUAUGAGCCCAGUAAGUUUUCCAACUCUGACAGUGAAGAAAACCGAUCCAAAAAUGACACUGAAAGUGAUUUGGAAGUAGAAGAGAAGGAUGGCAUGUUCAUGCUGAAGGAAUCUACACAAGACCCACCAGCCAAUGAGGCACAAAUACAAAAUGGAGAAAUUGAGCCAAUCAAUGAAGAGCAGAAAACUUCUGCAGAAUGAUCUACUAAACAAAUCCAGCUGUGGCGUUCCUUAAACCUAAUCUGCUUAGCCAUGACUUGCUACCUGUAACUUUGCUACUAUGUUAAUAAAUAUUUUUCAAUUUA
Molecule: messenger RNA, 1029 nt
Organism: Rana temporaria (common frog)
Lineage: Eukaryota; Metazoa; Chordata; Amphibia; Anura; Ranidae
Exons: 9
Coding region: 71-925 (284 amino acids)
Source: RefSeq, a predicted model, not a curated record